CUACAUAAUAACCGAGGAGAGGUCUUGACGUGCGUAGUGGUCUAUAGCAAGAAGAUCUGGGCUGCAUCUUCAGAAGACGCAUUUUUCGUUACUCCUCUAACCUUAAGGGGGCUUUUUAGCUUUUGGUUAGCUAUCCGUUUCUGGAAAACAUCUGAAUCAUUUUUAUAACCAAAGCCAGCUGCUGCACAAGUCUAUGCGCGCGUGUAUGUGUGUGUGUUUGAGAGUGAGUGUGUAUUCGUUUGUACGAGGAAGAGGGAGAGAGUGUGAGAGUAUCUGUUCGCUUUGCUCUCCAAAAAGGAAGAAAAAAAACUUUGGACGUCUUUUUCCUCCCGAAACUUUUUUUAGGAAUGAACGCCGAGACGUGCGUUUCAUACUGCGAAAUGACAUCGAUGGAUUCAUAUUAUAGCCCAUCUGCACCGCAAGGUAGGGAUCACCAGGCGAACCCUUUCAGGACAUUCCAAGCGAGUGACACCAAAUACAGCCCCGCUUUCCUGACCAACAAAGGUCAGGCGUACGGGGAAAAAUCUGGGAGCCCGUUCCAGCAGGAAUGCCAGUCAUUGGAUGCCACUGCUGGGGAAGGCACCUUUAACAAAUACCACCUCUUCAUGCAGAGGUCCUCCUGCAAAACUCCUCCAGACAGCAGCAAACUCCAGCAGGAAAGCAGCGGACACAACGGAGGGCUCAUCGCUUGCUAUGGUAAAGACAGCACAGGGUUGACAGAUUCCGAGUUGCCCCAAAACAGUGAUCCAGCAGGGAUGGAUGGCAGCUACCUCAGCGUAAAGGAUUCAGGAGUGAAGAGCCCGCAGCAGGCAAACUCAGAACUGGCCUCUCCACUGGACAAAGCUGAAGGAGAGAGCAACAAGGGCAAGAAAAGACGCAACCGUACCACCUUCACAAGCUAUCAGCUGGAGGAGCUGGAGAAGGUCUUUCAGAAAACACACUAUCCUGAUGUCUACGCCCGGGAACAACUUGCACUGAGGACUGACCUGACAGAAGCCCGAGUACAGGUGUGGUUCCAAAACCGCAGAGCCAAGUGGCGGAAAAGAGAGCGUUUCGGACAGAUGCAGCAGGUCCGGACACAUUUCUCCACGGCCUAUGAACUCCCACUUCUCACUCGACCUGAGAACUACGCUCAGAUUCAGAACCCUUCUUGGAUAGGCGGCAGCAGUGCAGCAUCUCCUGUGCCUGGCUGCGUCGUACCAUGUGACUCAGUCACUUCCUGCAUGCCACCUCAUCCACAUGCUGCUAGCGGAGUGUCUGACUUCUUGGGUGUGCCCAGUCCUGGAGGCCACAUGGGACAGACACAUAUGGGCAGCUUAUUUGGGAGUCCAGGCAUGGGUACUGGCAUUAAUGGGUACGACUUAAACAUGGACCCCGACCGGAAAUCCUCCAGCAUUGCAGCACUGCGAAUGAAAGCUAAAGAACACAGUGCAGCCAUCUCUUGGGCUACAUGACUCCCCCAACAUCAAGACGCUAUCUCUGAAGUCCCUCAACAAAUAAGAGGAGAAGCAAAUGUGAACUUCAGUUAGCCACCAAAGCAUGACCUGGGAACAAGGAGUGUGUGGAUUGAUAAAGACAAUGAAGGGUAAUACAAAAAACCAUGAGAUUUAUUUCAAUCUGAAGUCUAGAGAGACAAGGGAAAAUCAGAGAUCAUAAAACUGAGAAUGUUCUGGCUUUAAAACAAGAAAGAAAUACAAGAAAGAAGACAGAAACUUGACAUUUGAAUGCAUCAAAGAAUUACACUAGAAUGAGAAAAAACAAACACACUGCACUUAUCCGCCACUAGUGUCCCAUUUGUAAACACACAUAAAUUUAUCUCAGAGCAUCUGGCUUUGGGCUCAGCAAUAUCAAAACCUGUUAAAUUCUUGUUCUGUCACAGACUCCUUCUUCCAAACAUGCCAUUUCUGCCUUGACAGUUCAAUAAGAUUCACAAUACAGAGUUUCUCACAAUCUUAUUGUAGCCUAUAUAUAUCCAAACAGCUAACUAGACAACUACAGAAGGCUUCCUCUUUCCUCGACGAAUUGUAUCUCUGGUACAAGUGCCUAACAAGUGCCUUAAGACAGUGCAAACCCAAUAUUACACAAAUACCAAAAGAUUAAGAGUUGCGAUUGUCGGUCCACAAUGCACUCCAUCUCUUAUCAUUUCUCUUUCAAUUUUACUGCAAGAAAGAGUUGAUCUAAAGCCUUUUGGCAAGAUACAGAUCCAUCAUAGCAGCUGCCAAUUUGAAAGUCAAACAUCACUAUGAACUACAAUCUCCAACGUGUAAAGAAUUCAAAAUGAUUUGAGGAAUUGGUUUGUGUUCCGAUCGCAAUAUCUUUGCAUCUUUUCAGCAAAUGCUAGUUCUGUAGCCACCCUGGCCUGAAUCUCUCCGUCCAGGCUAUCUGAAAUGUACAGUGUUGGGGCUGCCUGAAAUUUGAGCCAUGCUUCAUUAAUUUAUUGGCAGUACUUCUCAUUUCGCCAUCUUAAAUAAAACUAUCAACUUGCCAAUCUGCGCCUCAUCCACUACCACUAUGAUUGGGUGGAAGCAAUACUAAGCUCUGGCAUGUAAUCACUGACGCUGCCAUCCACUAAGGUGAUGGAAAUAGAAAGCGAGCCCCAUUUCAAGGUACUACAAGUUUUCUGAUUUUCCCAGAGUCAGAUUUAGAUCAGGUAAAACAAAGCUGUUUGAAAUCUUCAGCGGAAUCUGAUACGUUCUGCCCCUUGGAGAAGCCAUUUCUAAUUUGUAAAUGAGAACCACGUUUCCUUUCCUUCGCUCUGCUGUGCAGCGUAUCUGGAUCCCCGGAGAUAUGUAUAUAUGCACACAACUUUUUUAUUAUAAUACCAGAGCAGUGACUUACCUGGUUGAGGAGGGGGGGGGGUCACAACAUCGAACAAGUUUCAUAUCAAGUUUGUUUUAAGAAUGACAGAAAACUAGACUUCUAUUACAUACUGUUAAUACAGUUAGAGUAUAUGUUACGUUACUUCUAACAAUGCGUUAGAGUUUUAAUGGUGAGGUUAUAUGAUAUCUAAAGUAUACAGGCUACCUGUAGUUUGAGCCAUGCCUCAUUAAUUUUUGCUGAAGUCCUCACUGCAUCACAUAACUGAGCAUCUCAUCCCUCAACCCAUCAAAUGCACUUCCUGAAAAAAAUCAUAGAUAAUGUUAAUGUGAUUUCCAUUAAGACUAAUGUUUCAGAUCAAGGAUAACUACAAUGAUAAUAAAAAUUAAAAUCAUUCUAAAUUUAAAAAUAGAAAUAAUAAAUGAAUAACUUUCAAAUUAUCUCCAGCUAAUAAAUUGAAUAAACUCUGACAUUAUAAUCCAAUCCAUCCUGCUUGAAAAAGCUAAAGCAUUAAAAAUAGUGGUCAAAAUCACAACAGACCUUAUUGUGCAUUGGUGAGGAUUCCAAGCCUGCUCCAGCACACUUACCUGUAGGUUUUAAAUAAGCCUGAAGGACUUAAUUAGUUUGAUCAGGAGUGUUUAAUUAGGGUUCAAUCUAAACGAUGUAGAUCUGCGGCCAUCCAGGAACUGCAAUUGACACCUGUGACUUAAUGCUAAACAUUGAAUACUAAUGGUAAACUUAGCAUUCCUUAAACCUUGAAACUACCAUUCGUUACUAAAGCAGGCCCAACCUGUAGAUUCCCAUCCACCAGAGUGACAGUUCAACCUCCAGCCCUUAUUGACCGCUAUGAAGAGUUCUGCCAGUGCAUAGAUUUGGCCUUUAAGAGGUUAGUGAGAGAGUGAAGUGACUAUAGUGUUCCGGUGUUCUGGGAAAGGACAAUCCACACAGCUGUGUGCAAAGUAAAUGCAAAACAAACAUGCCUUGCUCAUGCUUCCCUUCAGCUGUCAUGGCUCUUCUUUCAAAGCCCCUUGCUGAACAGCGACGGCCUGCUACUUCAGCCAAAGCAUCAGUCCUCAGCGACUCAGUGAGUCAAUGCACACCCGUGCUCUCAGGCAGCCUUUUUAAUUAACACAGAGACAUCUGUGGAGAGGGAUUCUGUGACAGAACAGAGCAGCCUGGGCUCCAUGUUUGCCUAUCUAUAACUAUAGUGGAGCCAUCAGGGGCAUCAGCGAAGCUCAGGUCAACACUAUCAUUAGUUUGUGUAGAACCAGCACAUAUACACACAUACCAUUAAAUGAGCUAAUCUGCAUAUCACCCAGGUCAUCACAUUUGCUUUUAAAUCUCUUGUAUUUCAUUCAAAGGUAAUUAAAUGUAAAAUAGUCAGGAUUGUAAAGUGCCAUAAGAAAAUGGUAAUUGCCAAACGGUACCUUGAAGAUGCCUAUGAGUUACAGAGACGCUUAAGUCUCUGUUCCAUCUCUCAAAACUUAUACUACUGAAGAAGGCAUAUCCAAGUACUACAAUAAUAUAAUGCUUUGUUUUGCGUGUGGUUGCAUGUACGGUUUUCUUUGGAUUCCUUUCUUGCAUAAAAAAAAACCCUUGGAGUUCUUUUGUAAAAAAAAAAAAAACCUUAUUAGAAAUAUAUUAUUUUAUGUGUGACUGAGGGUUCUUGCUUUUGUUGUAUUGUGGGUCUGGGGUUAAAAUGCGAAACUUUUUUGAUUUGUGGGUAUGUAAAUGAACCUAAAAUAGAUGUGAUGGCUUAAAGCUAAACAAGGCUUUUGAAUUGUUUUAAAUAAUAAUUUACUUUCAAGCUUGUUUAUGUUCUAUAUAUAUUGUGUGAUUUACAACCGUAAGUUAUUGCACUUACAAUUUUAUUGUUUGAAUUGCUUUGAGAACAUCAGAACUGAGUGGAAUAUCACUAUAAAAUGUAUGCACUCAUUUGGCUGAUCAAGAACUCUGAGAACAUAAGGAUAAAGGAAAUUAAAUGGGGGUGGUGAAAUGUUGUGGGUUAGCUUUUUUCAGAUUUGUUUCACCUCUGUAAAACAAGCUGUAGUUUUUUUAUUUGCUCCAAAGACAAUAAAAAAGCAGCAACAUUUCUUGAAAACUGACAGAAAAUGUUCUCAGAGUCUGAUAUAACUUGAAAUAAAGUUAUACUAAAAACGUAAAGUUCCAAUUGGCUAAAGAUUGUGCUUUUAACUAGGAUUCCCCACUAAUGGGUUAAAAAAAUAUCUAAAGUUACUAGCUCGAUACAGGUGCUGGGUAUUCUACUAUGAAUGUUUCAUUUAAUUUCAUUCAUGACAUUUUCUGUGUGCUCAUUUUUGUUUGUUUCUCUAAAUCCAAAUGAAUAAAAAAAUGAAAAAACUAAAUCAUACGAAA
Danio aesculapii is the source of this 5190-nucleotide messenger RNA. RefSeq names its product ALX homeobox 4a (gene alx4a). The transcript has 4 exons. Gene Ontology annotation, biological process: regulation of transcription by RNA polymerase II. NCBI's taxonomy places the organism in Eukaryota, Metazoa, Chordata, Actinopteri, Cypriniformes, Danionidae. Gene Ontology annotation, molecular function: DNA-binding transcription activator activity, RNA polymerase II-specific; RNA polymerase II transcription regulatory region sequence-specific DNA binding. The record is from RefSeq and is a predicted model, not a curated record. Bases 348 to 1454 code for a protein of 368 amino acids.